AAUCGCUUUCGGUCUGUUUGUAUUCCACAUGUUCCUUGCCCAUAUUAUUCAGGGCUGAUGGGGACUCUCAGAGAUCUUCAGUUCGCACUUCAGCUGAAGAUUGAGGAGUUACGGCAGAGAGAUGCUCUUAUCGACGAGCUGGAGCUGGAGCUGGACGCUAAAGACGAUCUGAUCCGCCGCCUGCAGGGGGAGCUCGACCGUCUGCGGCUCUCCGCUCCUGGCGCCUCAGCAGCUGGUCAACAACGUGUUUCUUCCCUGAGAGUGAGGAGAAAAGCUCUGCUAACAGAACCAGUUACCUUGGAGCCGAAACUAGUCUUACAAAACCCACCAAUCAGCCACAGCAAGAGUCAAGAGUCACAGCGGCUGAUAGAAUCGGCUCUGGCAGAAAAUGAGUGUAUGAAAUAUCUAGACAGGGAUCAGAUGCGGUGUUUGGUGGAUUCUGCCUAUCCCAUGACGCUCAAACAGGGUGUGAGUGUUGUCCAGGAAGGGGAUAAUGGGACCCAGGCAUAUAUAGUUGAAGAGGGAAAACUGGAGGCAUCCAGGGCUAGCCAGAGGCUGCACAUCAUUGAGCCGGGGAUGAUGUUUGAAGAACUGGCCCUCAUUCAUAACCACACCUGCUCCACUACUGUCACAGCUCUGGUGAGCAGCAGGCUGUGGGUGAUGGAGGGUCAGGUGUUUCAGAGGAUCAUGCAGAGGAACGGCCUCGCCGCUAUCACACAGUCUCUGCAUAUCCUGCGCAGUGUGGCACUGCUCUGUGUGUUUCCAGAGGAUGUUCUCGUGAAAGUGUCUGAUUCACUGGAGGAGUCUCACUACAGUGAUGGUGAUUAUAUCAUUCAAAAUGGAAAUCCAGGAGACAAACUGUACAUUCUGAGUCAAGGCCAGGUGGAAGUAUUAAAGGAGAGUAUGAUGGUGUCCGUCCUCACCAGAGGGGAUUGUUUUGGAGAGAGAGGAGACGACGUGAGGUCGAUGAGCGCUCUUGCCGCAGGCGAUGUGACAUGUCUGGUCAUAGACAGAGAGGUUUUCAAAAAAGUAACUGGAGGCUUGGACGAUGCCAGAAAAAAUCCGAGCAACAAGGCCAGAUCGGAGGCAGAUGAAGAUGGGUCUGCGUUUGGUGAAACGUCUCUCAGCAGUUUUCAGAUGCUGUGUAAUCUUGGAGAAGGACAGUGCGGUCACACUCAGCUCGUCCGUUUGAAGAGUGACUCCAACUGUAAGUUUGCAUUGAAGACCAUUAGAAAACAGGCGAUACAGAGCCCAGGCCAAAGAGAGAGGAUACUCGCAGAGAAACACAUCCUGAUGGAUCUCCAAAGUCUGUUUAUAGUAAGGUUGCAUUGUACCUAUAAAGAUGAUCGGUGCCUGUAUAUGCUGAUGGAGGCUUGUGAAGGUGGAGAUCUGUGGAAUUUACUGAGAGAGAGGGGGUCACUGGAAGAAGAUGCCGUUCGCUUCUAUGCAGCGUGUGUGCUGGAAGCUCUUAGUGCACUACACGCCAAAGACAUUGUUCACAGAGACCUGAAACCUGAAAACGUGCUCCUGGACCAGCGAGGAUAUGCUAAACUGACAGGGUUUGGUUGUGCUAAGAAGCUGGGCUCUUUGCACAGAGCCUGGUCGUUCUGUGGAUCUGUGGGUUAUCAGCCUCCAGAGGUCAUUCUGCAUCAAGGUCACGGUCUGUCCGCAGAUCUCUGGGCUCUAGGGAUGUUGCUGUAUGAAUUGCUCAAUGGCAGUCCCCUGUUCUCUGGCUCGGAGCAGCUGAAGGUUUAUACAGCAUCUCUGAAGGGAAUAGAUGAGCUAGAGUUCCCAAAAACCAUCAGCAGGACUGCAGCACAUCUCAUCAAGAGCCUCUGCAGGCUCAACCCCUCAGAGAGACUGGGCCAGAGGAACGGGGUCAAGGACAUCUGCAAACACAUGUGGUUUGAAGGCUUCGACUGGGAAGGACUUCUGAAGGGCACAUUGACUCCACCAGUAAUAACAAACGUUCCCUGUGUCUCUGAUCAUGGAGGAUCAGCACUCCUGCCAGAAACCCACACUGAAGCAGCACCACUGGAUGAUUCUGGCUGGGAUGUAGACUUUUGAUUUGUACAAUGGUGAUAUUGACCAUGUAAACUGGGAAAAAA
This is a messenger RNA of Sinocyclocheilus rhinocerous, 2108 nucleotides long. It is a transcript of the gene prkg1l, whose product is annotated as protein kinase cGMP-dependent 1, like. The record is from RefSeq and is a predicted model, not a curated record. The coding region runs from base 58 to 2067 and encodes 669 amino acids. The transcript is spliced from 20 exons. Gene Ontology annotation, molecular function: ATP binding; cGMP-dependent protein kinase activity. Lineage: Eukaryota; Metazoa; Chordata; Actinopteri; Cypriniformes; Cyprinidae. Gene Ontology annotation, biological process: protein phosphorylation.